This is a messenger RNA of Radiomyces spectabilis, 564 nucleotides long. RefSeq lists its product as uncharacterized. The record is from RefSeq and is a predicted model, not a curated record. Lineage: Eukaryota; Fungi; Mucoromycota; Mucoromycetes; Mucorales; Radiomycetaceae. The transcript is spliced from 2 exons. The coding region runs from base 341 to 541 and encodes 66 amino acids.
UGGUACGAUAUCACCAAUGUAGAUCUUGAACCACGAGUUUUCCCUUUUUCUGCUCAAUGACAAUCACACUGAGAUACUUUAUUUGCUUAUCUUUGAUAACAAAAUCCAAUGGCUCAAAAGCGACCGAUAAUUCCGUACGAUAGAGUGUCCCUUGGCAGUGGUUGUAUUCGUGGUCAGUCAAUUAUCCGAAAAGGAAAUUGUUCAACUCUGUUUGUCAAUUUGUUGUCUGGGACUUCUCGUCUCCUGUGCUAUUUUUGCUCCUCGGGUUUUCUAUGACAUGCAAGUGAUUCCACCGACGUAGUCUUGGCAAUAUAGAAAAAUAUGCGAGGUUCACUUGAGUAUGGAAAUUCCAGUAUGUUACAGGACUGUAACAAAGGAGUUAGCGGGAAGCACAAGAAAUGAGUCAAAUCCCGCAAUACCUGGGAUAAACAACAUGGUGCCCCAAGUAAAAAUAUCCCUGCAAGUAUCCAGGUGUCAAGUUUACUAUGAGCGAUCUAGAAUUUGGAGCGAAGGAUCGCCAAUGUUCUAUUUUCAUAAAUAGAAAACCUCUUAUUCUAUGCUGCU